CUUUCUCCAUCGCGGGCUUCGGUGGUAACAGCGAUUACCGAGGACGAUCCAGGCCCUCCGGACAUCCUGUCACGAAGCAUCGAUCCCUAACUCUGUUCAAGACGGCGAUCACUGUCGUACACAGAUUUAGUAAUUGCCUCAUAAUCACAGCCCGUUCUCCACAACUACUCCGCAUAUACCCCAUGGAGAAACGUUAUCUCCGCAAACCAAUAAUCCUGUGGAGAUGCGACAACAGUCAGGAUAUUCCCCCUCACGCCAAGGAAACAUUCGAUGGAAAGCCCGCUCUCCUUGUCUGAUUUGGGGUCACCAUAGUCUCUACUAAUUGCUCACCUGUUGUGUUAGAUAUGUUUCUCAACUUGGAUAUGUAGAGUCAAAGCGUAUCUGACUUGCAUAUAAAGAUGUUGUUGUUCGCACUUUGAUGUUCUUUCAAAAUUGUCAAUCAACCAUUGUUGAAUCAUACAUUAGUAAUAAGUCUCGAGAACAGAUUUUCUACCAAUUGAGCUUACUUCAAUAUGGGUCUCUUGUUAAAAAAGCCUGAAGGCACUCCUGGAAAGUCAUGGCCAGCCAUUUCGAUUGGCUUAUUCGUUGCCUUUGGGGGAGUUUUGUUUGGAUAUGACACUGGUACAAUCGGCGGCAUUCUUGCUAUGCCCUUCUGGCAAGAUACAUUUUCGACGGGAUUUGUGAAUAGUAGCGGCCAUCGAGAUGUAACCGCAUCUCAGUCAGCCACUAUUGUCUCGAUUCUCUCUGCAGGCACUUUCUUUGGCGCGCUUGGAGCAGCCCCUGUUGCAGACACUAUUGGUCGCCGCUGGGGCUUGAUUGCCUCAAAUGUCGUUUUCUGCGUUGGCGUCAUUUUGCAAACUGCUGCUGUCGACAUACCUCUAUUCCUUGCUGGUCGCUUUUUUGCAGGAUUUGGAGUAGGAUUGAUUUCAGCAAUGAUUCCGCUUUACCAGUCUGAAAUAUCCCCAAAGUGGAUUCGUGGUGUAAUCGUUGGAUCAUACCAGUUUGCCAUCACUGUCGGGCUUCUACUGGCUUCUAUUAUCAACAAUGCAACACACAAUCGACAAGAUACUGGGAGUUACCGCAUCCCUAUUGCAGUACAAUUUGCCUGGUCAAUGAUACUUGUUAGUGGCAUGUUAGUUCUCCCAGAAACACCACGAUACCUCAUCAAAAGGGACAACAUGCCAGCUGCGGCGAAAGCUCUCGCAAAAAUUAGGCGCCUUAACGCAGACGACACGGCUAUUCUAGACGAGCUUGCUGAGAUUCAAGCCAAUCAUGAAUACGAGCAGAGUUUAGGGAAGGCAACCUACGCAGAUUGCUUUAAAGGGAACCUCCUAAAACGUCUCCUUACUGGCUGCCUUCUCCAAAGUCUACAGCAACUUACUGGCAUCAACUUUAUAUUUUAUUACGGAACUCAAUUUUUCAAAAACUCUGGGUUUACAAACUCAUUCAUCAUUAGCUUGAUCACAAAUUGUGUCAAUGUAGUUUCAACAUUGCCAGGCUUGUACGCCAUCGACAAAUGGGGGCGCAGACCUGUUCUUCUUUGGGGGGCGGUUGGGAUGUGCAUAUCUCAAUUCAUCGUCGCAAUCCUAGGAACAACCACUACUAGCCAAGACUCUCUUGGAAACGUUAUUGUACACAACCUCCCAGCUCAGAAGGGAGCAAUUGCAUUCAUAUGUUUCUAUAUUUUCUUCUUUGCGGCUUCUUGGGGUCCUGUUGCAUGGGUCGUUACUGGAGAGAUCUUUCCUCUCAAAGUUCGUGCUAAAUCUCUUUCGAUGACGACUGCUUCAAACUGGAUGCUGAAUUGGGCUAUCGCCUACAGUACCCCAUAUCUCGUGAACUACGGCCCAGGUAACGCAAAUCUACAAUCCAAAAUCUUCUUCGUGUGGGGCGGCUGCUGUUUCGUUUGCAUUGCAUUCGUGUACUUCAUGAUUUACGAGACAAAGGGACUUACCUUGGAGCAAGUGGAUGAGUUGUAUGCCGAAGUUACUGAUGCACGGAAGAGUGUUGGAUGGACUCCAUCUGUAACAUUCAGAGAGACUGUGGAUGGGGCUAAUGAAAAGAAAAAUGGUACUGUGCAGGUUGAGUAACAAGAAAUAGCGGCGUAGAAUCUUGCUGGUAUGGCUAAUAUUUAACUGCUGUCCAACAGAUCCGACACACGAAUGUGGCGAGACAAUAGUAUCUUUAAGUUAUUUAGAUGUGCUGUUAAAUAAUAUCACUGUCUAUUUG
Messenger RNA from Pseudogymnoascus verrucosus, 2226 nucleotides. RefSeq names its product High-affinity glucose transporter rgt2 (gene RGT2). Lineage: Eukaryota; Fungi; Ascomycota; Leotiomycetes; Thelebolales; Thelebolaceae. Gene Ontology annotation, biological process: carbohydrate transport; transmembrane transport. Bases 513 to 2087 code for a protein of 524 amino acids. Gene Ontology annotation, molecular function: carbohydrate:proton symporter activity. The record is from RefSeq and is a predicted model, not a curated record. The transcript has 4 exons. Gene Ontology annotation, cellular component: membrane.